AUGGCGGCCGCGGACCUCGCCCAGAUCCCCGAUGUGGACAUCGACUCCGACGGCGUCUUCAAGUACGUGCUGAUUCGAGUCCACGCGGCGCCGCCCUCCGGAGCCCCGGCAGGGGAAAGCAAGGAGAUCGUGCGCGGCUACAAGUGGGCCGAGUACCACGCCGACAUCUACGACAAGGUAUCUGGCGAGAUGCAGAAGAAGGGUUAUGACUGCGAGUGCCUGGGAGGCGGGCGCAUCUCCCACCAGAGCCAGGACAAGAAGAUCCACGUGUAUGGCUACUCCAUGGGAUAUGGUCGGGCCCAGCACUCCAUCUCCACUGAGAAGAUCAAAGCCAGGUACCCUGACUACGAGGUCACCUGGGCCGAUGACGGCUAUUGA
Pteropus alecto (black flying fox) is the source of this 378-nucleotide messenger RNA. It is a transcript of the gene PHPT1, whose product is annotated as phosphohistidine phosphatase 1. NCBI's taxonomy places the organism in Eukaryota, Metazoa, Chordata, Mammalia, Chiroptera, Pteropodidae. The transcript has 3 exons. Gene Ontology annotation, molecular function: protein histidine phosphatase activity. The coding region runs from base 1 to 378 and encodes 125 amino acids. Gene Ontology annotation, biological process: peptidyl-histidine dephosphorylation. Gene Ontology annotation, cellular component: cytosol. The record is from RefSeq and is a predicted model, not a curated record.